AUGGAAGUGAAUCUGCUGCAGGAAACUGAGGAGGAGAAAUUGCAACUAGCACAGAAAUUGUUAGGCCUGUGUACUAGUGUUUUGAAGGCUGCUGGAAUAACAAAACCAUCAACCCACAUAAACCCAUCCGUUGCUGAAGAGGCACUCGAGCAAAUCAAGAACAGGGUUACUUCGAUGGAUAGAGAAUUGCAGGAUUUGAAGUAUAAGAACAAAAUAAGCAGUGAAAGAAUUCGACUGUCAGAGCUCAUAGCUUCACCAAUAAGCUCAAAGACGGAUGAGAAUCGUCAAACUCCGAAAAGAAUGUCCCAAGCUCCAUAUUUUUCUCCCUUAGAUAGAUGA
Prunus armeniaca (apricot) is the source of this 339-nucleotide messenger RNA. The record is from the annotation of a GenBank genome assembly. NCBI's taxonomy places the organism in Eukaryota, Viridiplantae, Streptophyta, Magnoliopsida, Rosales, Rosaceae.